Messenger RNA from Diospyros lotus (date-plum), 1955 nucleotides. Its product is annotated as flavonoid 3'-monooxygenase CYP75B137-like. Gene Ontology annotation, molecular function: monooxygenase activity; oxidoreductase activity, acting on paired donors, with incorporation or reduction of molecular oxygen; iron ion binding. NCBI's taxonomy places the organism in Eukaryota, Viridiplantae, Streptophyta, Magnoliopsida, Ericales, Ebenaceae. The record is from RefSeq and is a predicted model, not a curated record. The transcript has 2 exons. Bases 173 to 1726 code for a protein of 517 amino acids.
GCACCACCCAAACUCCAUUUUUGUCCCGAUACUGUGAUGAGGUCAUGGUGAGUGGAGCAAACAGAGCCAACCAAUAUCAAUAUGUACCGUAUCCACCAAUUCAUCCGUGCCCUUCUUCCUUCUUCGGCCGGCUGCCGCCUCUAUAGUCUCUUUCUCCACUCCCACGGCCGCCAUGCUUCAGAACGACGACCUCGCUCGCUUCCUCUUCUCCUCCGCCCUAGUAGCGCUCAUCUUCUCGUGGGUCGUAUGGAUCCUCUCAGGAAAAUCAAGAACUGGCCGUCAGCCGCCGUUGCCUCCUGGACCUCCCGGCCUUCCCAUCGUUGGAAAUCUUCCCUUCCUCGACCCGGAGCUCCACACCUAUUUUGCAAACCUUGCUCUGGAGUAUGGCCCUAUUCUGACCCUGCGGCUGGGAAAGAAAGUCGGAAUCGUGGUCACUUCCCCGUCCAUAGCUCGCGAAGUGCUCAGGGACCAAGACAUCACCUUCGCCAACCGCGACGUUCCCGCCGCCGGAAAGGAGGCGGCCUACGGCGGCCGCGACAUCGUCUGGACUCCCUAUGGACCAGAGUGGCGGAUGCUGAGGAAGGUCUGCGUGCGGGAGAUGCUUAGCAACGCCUCCAUGGACUCGGUCUACGCCCUCCGGCGGCGGGAGCUCCGGCGGACGAUCAACUACAUCUACCGGCGGCGCGGGUCGCCCGUGAAUAUCGGGGAGAAGAUGUUCCUGAACGUGCUGAACGUGAUCACGAACAUGCUGUGGGGCGGCACGGUGAAGGGGGAGGAGAGGGGAAGCCUCGGGGCGGAGUUCCGGACGGUGGUGGCGGAGAUAACGGAGCUGCUGGGGAAGCCCAAUAUCUCGGACUUCUUCCCCGGUCUGGCCCCGUUCGACUUGCAGGGGAUCCGGAAGCAGCUUAAGGGGCUGACCCGGCGGUUUGAUCGGAUAUUCGAGGUUAUGAUCGAUCAACGGCUGGAUAUGGAAGAAGGGAAAGGCGAUGGAGACAAGGAGACCAAGGAUUUUCUGCAGCUGUUGCUGAAGCUGAAACAAGAAGGGGAUUCGGGAGAGACUAAAACGCCUCUUACCAUGACCCACAUCAAAGCCCUACUAAUGGACAUGGUGGUGGGAGGCACAGAUACAACCUCCAACGCAAUGGAGUUUGCGAUGGCGGAGAUGAUGAAGAAUCCUGAAAUCAUGAGGAAAGCACAGCAAGAACUAGACGAAGUGGUCGGCAGAGACAACAUCGUCGAAGAGUCUCACACUCACAACUUACCAUUCUUAUACGCAGUGAUGAAAGAAGCUUUACGGGUGCACCCUGCUCUGCCGUUGCUGGUGCCUCACUGCCCCAGCCAAUCUUGUGUCGUCGGUGGCUACACCAUUCCCAAAGGCGCCCGAGUCUUCAUUAACGUGUGGGCGAUCCACAGAGACCCGUCGAUUUGGGAAAACCCGCUUGAGUUUGAUCCCGAGAGGUUUCUGGUUUCCAAGUUCGAUUACAGUGGCAAUGACUUCAGCUAUUUCCCCUUCGGGUCGGGCCGGAGGAUUUGCGCGGGGACUGCCAUGGCUGAGCGGAUGUUCAUGUUUUCACUGGCCUCGCUUCUGCAUUCAUUUGAGUGGAAGCUGCCUGAGGGAGAGGAGAUGGAGGUGUCGGAGAAGUUUGGAAUCGUUUUGAAGAAGAAGACUCCCCUUGUUGCAAUUCCAACGCCGAGGCUAUCUGAUCCAGCACUUUAUGAUGACUAAGAAAGUGGAACGAGCUAGCCUUCUUCUGCUUCCAUGGCGGUACGCCUAACGCAAUCGAACAGAAAGGGAAUUCUUAGUGAUGCCACCAAAUUAAGGUAACAAGAAGAACUAAAGAAAGGACACGAAAAAAUUGUUGUUUUGCUUUAAUAAGUAUUGUAAUUUAUUGUAAUUGAUGUUUUACGAACAAAAACUCAUUAAAAAAAUCAAAAAGCUUAAAAGUCUAAAAUAA